UCACCAGCCUUUGAAUCUAGAAGGAGAAAUGCUUGUCUGUUCUAUCUGUUUGAAGAGAUUUUAAACAUAUGCGUGAACAUAAAAGUUUCGAGACACACACACCCGAGAGUGUUCCAGUGCACUGACCGUGGAAAGAGCUUUAACCAGUUACACAACCUGAAAAAACAUCACACCACUCACAACCGGGAGAGACUGUAGACGUGUUCUGUGUGUGGAUGAGGCUUCAACUGAUCAUCGAACCUAGAGUGACACAAGGCUAACCGAACCAUGGAGAAACCUUGGAAAUGUGGGGACUGUGGGACGGGAUUCAAAUCCCCAUCUGAGCUGGAGAUUCAUCGACGCAGUCACAGCGGGGAGAGGCCGUUCACUUGCUCCAUGUGUGGGAAAGGAUUCACUCAUUCAUCCUCGCUACUGACACACCAGCGAGUUCACACUGGGGAGAGGCCGUUCACCUGCUCUCUGUGUGGGAAGGGAUUCAGUAGUUCAUCCCACAUGAUGACACACCAGCGUGUUCAUACGGGGGAGAGGCCAUUCUCCUGCUUCGAGUGUGGGAAGGGAUUCAGUGAUUCAUCCAACCUGCUGAUGCACCAGCGAAUUCACACCAGAGAAAGGCGGUUCACCUGCUCUGAUUGUGGGAAGGGUUUCACUCAGUUAUCCCACCUGCAGUCACACCAGCGAGUUCAUUCUGGAGAGAAACCAUUUACAUGCUCUCAGUGUGGGAAAGGAUUCAGUAAUUCAUCCAACCUGCUGAGACACCAGCGAGUUCACACUGGGGAGAGGCCGUUCAUCUGCUCCGAGUGCGGGAAAGGAUUCAGCAAUUCAACCCAGCUGCAGACACAUCAGCGAGUUCACACUGGGGAGAGGCCAUUCAGCUGCUCCAAGUGUGGGAAGGGAUUCAGUAAUUCAUCUGACCUGCAGAAACACAAGCGAGUUCACAGUGGGGAGAGGCCAUUCAUCUGCUCUGUGUGCGGGAAGGGAUUCAUUGUUUCAUCCACUUUGCUGGCCCACCAGCGAAUUCACACCGGGGAGAGGCCUUUUACCUGCUUCGAGUGUGGGAAGGGAUUCAGUAAUUCAUCCAGCCUGCUGACACACCAGCGAGUUCACAUCGGGGAGAGACAGUUCAUCUGUUCUGAGUGUGGGAAGGGAUUCACUGAUUCAUCCACCCUGGUGAGGCACCAGCGAGUUCACACCUGGAAGAGGCCAGCACCUGCUCUGAGUGAGGGAAGGGAUUCACUCAGUCAUCCCACUAGAUAUCAGAAGGGAAGGAUUUGCAGACAGAAAUCUCAAAUUAAACAUCGCAUCAAGAUCUGACGCAGUGAUUCGAUUCAUAGGACCUGACUAUCACUGGCCUUGAACCUGGAAGGAGAAAUGUAUGUCUUUUCUGUUUGCUUCAAGAGAUUUUAAAUAUCAGUGUGACUGGAAAAGUAGCGACACACACGCCCGAGUGAGAUUGUUUCCAGUGCACUGACUGUGAAAAGAGCUUUAACCAGUUACACAGCCUGAAAAAAUACCACACCAUUGACAGUGCGAAGAGACCGUGCAUGUGUACUUCUGUGUGAGGACGAGGCUUCAACUGAUCACUGAACCUGGAGAGACCCACGGACACCUGCAUCAUGGAGAAACCAUGGAAACGUGAGGACUGUGGGAAGGGAUUCAAAUACCCUUCUCACCUGGAAAUUCAUUGGCGCAGUCGCAGUGGGGAGAGGCCAUUCAUCUGCUCUGUUUGUGGGAAGGGAUUCAGUCAGUUAUCGUCCUUGGAGUCACACCAGUGACUUCACACCAGGGAGAGGCCUUUCAUGUGCUUUGUGUGUGGGAAGGGAUUCACUGAUUCAUCGAACCUGCAACACACAAGCAAUUUCAUACCAGGGAGAGGCCGUUCACCUGCUCUGAGUGUGGCAAGGACUUCAGUCAGUUAUCCCACCUGCAGGGACACCAGCGAGUUCACACUGGGGAGACACUAUUCACCUGCUCCGAGUGUGGGAAAGGAUUC
Messenger RNA from Carcharodon carcharias (great white shark), 1990 nucleotides. Its product is annotated as zinc finger protein 239-like. The coding region runs from base 268 to 1311 and encodes 347 amino acids. The record is from RefSeq and is a predicted model, not a curated record. The transcript is spliced from 2 exons. NCBI's taxonomy places the organism in Eukaryota, Metazoa, Chordata, Chondrichthyes, Lamniformes, Lamnidae.